AAUUCAUGGAAAGUACCUUGAUUUUGGACAGUAGUAGCGCGUUGAACCAACUUGAGUGAAAUUUGCGCAAAAUUUCUAAAGAAAAAAAGACCUAAAAGUAACUUUGAUAAUGCGAGAAAUCAAUGUCAAGAAAGCCGUGAAAAUGACGGACAAAUACCAAGUUUAUGAAGUAAUCAUUGGGUGAGAAAAUCAACUUACAACUCCAGUGUAUUUCAAUGGACGCAUCUAGCGGCUCCCAAGAAAAAGAACUAAGGGCGGGCCUUGUCAUACAAUGAAUGCUCUCUAUGUUGUGGUAUCACUCAUCCUACUAUGCAGUAUAUCCACAGUCCUGGGUAUCCCAUACCAAGUGUAUGUGCACACAGGAGACGUGUUUGGCGCGGGAACGGACGCUCGCGUUUUUAUGACCAUAUUUGGUGAAAAUGGACAGUCGCCCGAAUUUGAGCUGAACAGCAAUAGAAACGACUUUGAAAGAGACCACACCGACUUAUUCGAGGUAGAAGUUCCGAGGCUAGGCCGAUUAAAGAAGAUCCGAAUUCGACACGAUAACACAUGGUUUGGUGCAGGGUGGUUCCUAGACAAGGUUGAGAUCAAGGAUGAGAAGGGUUGUGUUUACGAGUUUCCCAGCCAUAGAUGGCUUGCCAGCAACGUGGACGACGGCAAGAUAUCACGUGAUUUCAUCACAAAGACCACAUGUAAACCACGUGCGAAGGAUUUCAGGAAUCCCACAGCCUGCAAACAGGACCUUGGGGUGUCCAACGGUCUCAUCACAGACGCCCAGAUGACAGCAUCAUCGUCAUAUGAUAACAGGCAUCAACCAUUCCACGCACGGCUGAACCAGGUACCUGUCGGAUCCCGUGGGGGGUGGUGCUCGGCGUUUGCGGACGAUACGGAAUUCUUACAAGUAGACUUUGGGAAUUCAACAUACGUACAAGGGAUAGCCACUCAGGGCCAAGCGCUGUUUGACAACUGGGUGACGCGGUACACAAUCUCCUACACUACGGACGGCAGCACGUGGAAGCCUGUGAGAGACAAAGGCACGAUUUUGGAUCUUUCAGGGAACUCCGACCGCAACACUGUAGUCACGCACUGGUUCCCAGGGGUCACGGCCACAGCAAUACGAGUUCGACCACUGGCCUGGAACGGGUUGACAAAUUGUUUGCGUAUGGAGUUAUAUGGCUGCAAGAAAGGAGAUGUAGAAACAGCUUCAAAGAAAGGAGAGCCCUGGGGAUCGACUUCGUCUGCGUUAAGAGAAGACCAGGAAUCACAAUCAAUUAUCAAGAAAUCCGUGCUCUAUUUGCGCUUCGAGAAGAUCGUCAAACGCGACAUCAUUCGUGACAGGUCUGAUCUCCAUAACGACGCGCGCAUUGUCAACUUCGCCCGUCUCGUGCGCUUUAGCGAGAAAUGCGGAAAAGGCGUCGACCUGAACGGCGGAGACGUGUUACUCGACGGAGAACGCUUUGUAAACAAACCACGGACCCAAGUAACAAUCGCUGCAUGGGUAAAACUAAACACAGUAGACACGCCAAACUCAAUAUUUGAUACAAUAGGGGGAGUGAAUUCCACGCACGAAGAUGGGCAGUACCAUUAUGAAGUGGAUGGUGGGGCGGUAAGAUGGUUUCAUCGAAAUGCCAAAGGAAGAAUAAUCUUCAACGUUACAACAGAAGUUAUUGUGCCUGCUAAUGUAUGGACACACGUGGCAGGGGUGUAUGACUCGAAGACAAAGUUUGCUGAGGUUUACGUGAAUGCAAAAUUUGUGAUGAGAGAGGAAGGCGCGGGUUUGCUGUCUCAGGAUUGGACGAGGAAGGCUGGUAUCGGACAGCAUAAAGGGGAGCGACUUUUGAAGGGAAUGGUGGAUGAGUUCUACAUUUCCAACCAGGCACUGACACAGGAAGAGAUUAAAAAACUCAUGAAGAGGUGCAAAUUCGAGAAAGAGUGCUUUACACCGAUCGGGAUGGAGGAUAUGCGCAUAAAAGACGAACAGAUCACGGCCUCUUCAACACUCCAGCCGCAUAAACCGUACUACUCAAGACUUAACCUGAUCUCGUUCUACGACGACCCUAAACGCAGCGCGUGGUGUGCGGAUGAUGAUGACAAGGAGCCCUACCUCACAAUAGACCUUCGAGAUGAGAAGACGGUCUCGGGCGUUGCCAUACAAGGGGCUUCUGUACUCGACUGCUUCGUGACAAGCUUCAAGUUGUGUCACAGUCAGACGGGCCGCAAGUAUGACUGCGUGAGCAAAAAUGGAACAGGCGAGGCAUUUGUCGGGAAUAUCGACAAGGACAGCGUCAAGAUCCACUGGUUGACCAAGUUCUUUGAUGCUCGAUUCGUUCGGUUCUACCCACUGGCUUGGUACGGCGAGAGCAUCUGCAUGAGAAUAGAACUGUACGGGUGUAUCACAGGUCUAUUAUCGGAUACUACAGAGGAAACAGCCGAGACAGCGAUCAUUGACCCAACCCAGUCUCAGUUCGCUGACUGCAGCUCCAGCUGUGGCCGUGGAACUGUAAAGACCCUGGUACCAUGCAACAGGGAUCCCAGCCAUCCAGGCUGCACAGGAGGAAAUCAAAACUUUGUGCAACGAAAGCCAUGCGAAAGGCCGAGCUGCCCCGAAUGCUUUUAUCCAAUGGGAAUGGCAAAUGGAAAAAUCCCAGACAAGGCAAUAUCAGCGUCCUCGGGUGUGGACCAUACCCACGCGCCUUUCUUUGGCCGUCUUAUAACUGAGGAACAGGGAACGAGAGGGCAUAAGGGAAGCUGGUGCACUACAAAAGAUGAUGGUCAGCGGUUUCUCCAAGUAGAUCUUCAGCAUCCAGUCAAGCUUACGGGUAUCGGAACUCAAGGCCAAGUUUCCACUGACCAGUGGGUAACAAAAUACCGCAUAGAGUACAGCAUAAAUAACAUAGGAUGGAAUAACUACACUGAAAACAGCCAGCUAAAGGUAUUCUCUGGUAAUGACGACAAAGACACAAUUUCCAUUCGUCAUCUCAGGCAUCCUGUUAUGGCACGUUUCAUCAGAAUAUAUCCACUGACCUGGCACGGCAGGCUCAUAUGCAUGAGGUCGGAAAUAUAUGGCUGUGAUAAUGAGGCUAUGAGCGCCAGCCAUUCGAAAGCGUCCAAGUUGUCGGAGAAAAACUCUCACUCGUUCUUACUCCCAAAGAAAGUCCUCAUGAAGCUGCAAAACGAGGCAACAGUACAAACACAGAUGGGCUUAGUGCCCAGUUCGUCAUCACUCAAACCAAUCCCGCUAUACAGCAAUAUAGCCCAAGGAAACCCCAGCCUUAUGACUUUGCAAAAUAGCAAGGCUGAGCAGUUCUUUCUGGGCGCUAAAAAUAGGGCUUAUUACAGCCCCCAGUCUGGACAGUUCUAUAGCAAUGUUGGUAACCCUGAGACAGCUUUUAUGUUAAAUUCUGGAGUGGCAGAGGGUCGAAUGAGGGCUCCAAUAUACGGGCACAUGGAUGCUACUUCGUUCACAAAUAGACCAGGCGCAUCUAGAGUGCCGUUUUAUAAGACCAUGGAUCAACAGAGGGUCUUGCAACAGUCUCGAGAAAAGAACACUGAAGGGAUGUCGAGAUUUCAUGUGCUUGAUUAUUAUAGAAACAAUACAAAGGGAAUAAAUAGUCAGUCCAAGUCAAAAAGCAAAGCAGUCCAAAAGGCCAAGGGCCAUGGUAAACUAAAGAAGAGUAGUAAACAGGGCACAAGAAGGAUAAACAAAUUGGGAGACCCUGUGAAUAGAACUUCGAAACAUAACAUUAUGGUCCAGCAAAUGGCCAGGGGUAACACGAAUAACAACAAAGCGCAUGUAGAGUUGGAGGGCUAUCAUUGGUCAAAAUUUAGUUCAUGUAGCGUGACAUGUGGACGUGGCGUGAAGGAGCGUUACCGGAAGUGUAACGCAAUCGAAUGCACGGUGGAUGGCAUCGAGACUGAGAUGGUGCCAUGCUUCACGCCGCCAUGUAAAGCGUCUACGGAGUGGUCGGGGUACUCCAAGUGCAGCGUCACGUGUGGUGUUGGUAAGCGAACGCGUUCAAGGCAGUGUAACGGCAGGGACUGUCCAAAGACUGGUCGAGAGAUUGCUACCAUCCCAUGUCAUCAGCCUGAGUGUCCAGUGCUUAACCUGGAUUUUGAAGAGAUCGAAAACCACGUCUUAGUGGAUCAGUCAGGUAAAGGCAACAACGCCUACAUGGGCUUUGACAGUCGCAUCCUCCCUUAUAACGGCGUCUGCGGUCAUUACGCCGAGCUUGGGCAGUUUGGAAAUAUCUUGCUUGAAGAUCUGACGUUCAGGAGAAAGCCAAGAGAAGGCGUGUCCAUAGCGGGAUGGGUGAACAUUAGAGAUAGUACACGUGGGAGUCACUCAAUCUUUAGCACGGCGAGGGCGAUAAACGUUGGACAAAUAAUCGGAGGGUAUCACUUUGAGAUAGACGACGGAAAAAUCCGCUGGUUUCAUCGAACGCGCGAGCAUAAUCCCGUUUUCAGCAUCAUGACAGAUGACGUCAUUCGCCCAAAUGUCUGGUUCCAUGUGACCGCGACCUACCAAGCUAGGGCGGGAAACGCCAAGGUCUACGUCGACGGCGAGCUGAAGGCAAGGGGACCCGGCAACGGUCUGCUGGACACCGAUUGGGGUUAUAAAGCAUCCGUGGGCAGCUUCGACUUCGAUGGUCGGUUCAUACGAGCAAAAUUAGACGACUUUUAUAUGUUUGAUUACGAAAUUUCUCCCAAACAAGUACAAGACUUGCUCAGAAUCAAGUGUCCCAAGAAGGGUCGUAGGUAAAAUAUAACAAAGCACAAAAUAUUAACACGACACUAAAUUACAUUAUAGAACAGGCCAUUCAUAUCUGCAGGAUAAAAAAGUCGAUGAAAGAAAGCAAAUAGCUUUCACCUUUUUUGGCCAAUAAGUUUAGUGAUCCCGUGGCUUUCUUUAAAAAGACUGUGGCUUCAAUAGUUGCAACUAAUGCUCAUCCUUGGAACUGAAAGUCCGUAGAUCUGACACAUGCGUGACAAUGCUGUUCAAAACGUUCAAACUUGUACAACUUUCCCUGUAUUAUGUGAUACUUAGAAAAUAGAAUCGAGUUGUUUUAGUUGUAGGAUGGAACGUUAUAGGAUGGAUUAAAAUUUAUAGUGAUUCAAGCGGGUUUUAUUUACUAUGAACAUCUACUGGGUUACAUAGUCUACAAAACUACAUGUCACGAAUCGGAUCGACGGACUCCAAGUAUCCUCUGGAAGGUUCAAAAGUUACAAUUCUUCAAAUAUAUUUGUUGAUUGACCUAGGGCGCUACGCUAAGCAGAAAAACCAUAACAAUUCAGGUAGUAUUCUUCAAUCUAACUUUUGUAUCUCAUUUUCUGGUGAUGGACUGUUCAUUAAAACGUGGCAAUCAAAAACUAACGAAAAGGGAAGGCGGGUUAGAGUAGGUAUUUAUAUAAUAUUUAUCGUGUCUACAGUAGACGACAUCAUGGCAAGUUGAACAAUUCCUUCAAGUGCCUGACGUAUCAAGAAAUUGUUAAAUGUAAUGUUAUAGCCGAAUUCGUUGUUGGGUGACCUCGGCGAAUUCAAAAUCCUCAAUAAAUUGUCUAAGCCAAUUGAUGGCUUUCAUACUUUAUGACGCGUCAUAAAGCAUCUAACUGCAUGCGGGAAGGGAAUUUUGUUGGUCGCGGUGGUAUGAUUGACUAGCCCCUAUUCCAAGACUGGAUUUGAAUUCUCGGUCGCGCAACAACGAAUUCGGCUAUAAAAAAGAAUUAAAAUAUCUUUUUUUUUUUAACAAACAAAUAUAUAGGCUAGGCCAUUUUUGCCAAUGGCUUUACAGUGCGACGCAUACAGCAGUGACCACCUUUUAGAAAAUUUGCCAAUGAGAAUGCAAAUAUCUAGCCAUGCCCUUGACACAAGAUGGUCCGGUGCACCUUGGCCUAUACUGGCAGGAAAGGGCCUGGGACUAGCCCAGGUGGUCCGGUGCACCUUGGCCUAGAUACAUAACUCCCAAAAAUGUCUAGAAAUCACGAAUUCUUUCCUAAAAAUCUCGAAUUUUCUUAUUUUUUUUCUUCUAUAAAUAUGCCAUUUCUCCCUUAAUUAUAAGAAAUAUAUCGUUAUGUUGUGUUUUUUUUUAUUUAUUGUGCAUGUAUAAAUGCGCAAUUCAGCAUUAUUCGCAUCGAAAGAAAUUACUUUUCACGAUUUACACAUGUUUUACACAGUGAAGAAAACAAGCCAACAAGGCAUUCUGGUAAUAUGGCCAAAGCCGCUGACUGGUACUUUUUUUAUGACAGUAACUAAAUAGCCAAACAAGGUUAUUGACAACGUUAUUGACGAUCGGUUUAGUUGAAAGAAUCACAUUUCUACCGAAAAUCGGCAGUUUUUACUUAAAAUUCCUAUAACCCUAAAUAAUUUUCUUAAAAUCCUGAAAUUUUCUAAAAAUCCCGUUUGACUCUAAAAAAAAUCUGGAAUUAUGUAUCUAGGCCUAGGUGCACCUUAAUGCGGCUUUUUCUUAGAGGCUAACAUUCAAAUAUGACUUGUUUGUAGCUAGGAUUAAAAUGGAAAAACCAAAACAAUCGCAAUAUAUGCGGUGGUGCGCGUCGCACUUGAAAAAUAAAGUGACAAUUCUGGAGUUAUUUGUAGUAGUUUUAUUCUCGAUAGUACUACGAUGAGAGUUGUAAAAAUACAUAUUGUAAAAGAUAAGUGGUGUACACUGGUAAAUUUGCACACAUUGUUAUAUUUCUAUGUACAAAAAUAAAAUACAGUAUAUUUCAGAAUUGUA
This is a messenger RNA of Nematostella vectensis (starlet sea anemone), 6731 nucleotides long. RefSeq lists its product as uncharacterized. The transcript has 22 exons. Gene Ontology annotation, molecular function: protein binding. NCBI's taxonomy places the organism in Eukaryota, Metazoa, Cnidaria, Anthozoa, Actiniaria, Edwardsiidae. The coding region runs from base 272 to 4759 and encodes 1495 amino acids. The record is from RefSeq and is a predicted model, not a curated record.